GUCGAGCUAUAUUUAUCUGCUCGGAGCUCGAUGCGCAUGCGCAGAAACACACUCACCGACACCGAGCACACCGACAACCAGCAGGCGUCAGUAUGGACGUGUUUGAGGUCAGAGGUCGCCUGGACGUGAUCGCGGAGGAGCUGGCGAGUGAGGAGGAGGAGGAGGAGGCCACUGAUGAAGAUGUGUUUGAGCAGGGCUCCUCUGAUGUGUCCACACACACGCAGCAGAUGAAGGAGCAGCUGAACAAGCGCAGGAGCAAACUGAGCCAGAAGAUCGUGGAGAUGGAGAACUUCGCCAGUAACCUGGAGGAGAUCUUCAUCACUGUGGAGGAGAACUUCGGCCGGCAGGAGCAGAAUCUGGAGCAGCACUAUAAUGAAGUUCUGCAGACGCUGUUGCAGAGGAACGAGGCACGAGCAGCCGCUCUGGACGAGCAGAAGAACAGCAAGCUGGAGUGUUUGUACGGUCAGCUGCUGCGGUGCGGCCAAACCCUGGACGCCUCCAAAGAGCUGAUCGAGAGCGCACAGGAGCUCCACCGCAGACCAGACAAACACGGCUUCCUGCAGGCUGUCAUGCCAGUGAUGAAGAGAGUGGAGCAGUUCGCCGGAGAGGAAGUGGAUCUGAAGCUGGGAGUGUCUCUGGACUUCCAGGUGCUGACCCCAGAUCUGUCCGAGGUCAGACAGAUGAUGGAGUCCAUUAAUGUGCUUCCAGCUCCGUCGGCUCCGGUCAUGAAUCCUCAGAUCGCUAACUCUGCCACAGACACGUCGCUGCACGUGUGCUGGAGUCUGUUCUCGGACGACACCGUGGAGUUUUACGAGCUUUACUGGCGUCUGAUCUCUGAUGACUCACAGUGUGACCCAUGUCAGGACUGA
Messenger RNA from Carassius auratus (goldfish), 869 nucleotides. Its product is annotated as fibronectin type III and SPRY domain-containing protein 2-like. Bases 93 to 869 code for a protein of 258 amino acids. The record is from RefSeq and is a predicted model, not a curated record. Gene Ontology annotation, molecular function: protein binding. The transcript has 8 exons. NCBI's taxonomy places the organism in Eukaryota, Metazoa, Chordata, Actinopteri, Cypriniformes, Cyprinidae.